UUCAAUCACAGCGGUUUUGCCAAUAACGGGAGUUAACGUGAUUCUGAAAGCCCACUGAUCGAUGCUCGUGAUUAGCUAGUAAACGAGACACGUAUUACACCUCUAUAGCUAACUUGUUUAAGAUCUUGAGUUUACUAGCUAACAUUAUUAGUUAGACGAUUUGCGGACGAGUACAGUAGAGUAUAGCUAGUUACACAACCGGCUUGCCCAGAUAUCAAUAUUCAUUCAGUCACUGAAAAAAAGAUGUCACAGAGGCGUCGUUCCAAGUCUUGGACAGAGUUGAAACAAGCAGGCAACGAAUUCUUUAAAACUGGACAGUAUGGGGAGGCUGCUUCUAUUUACAGCCAGGCUAUCAAAGAAGUGGAGAAGUCAGGAAAGAAGAAUCCAGAGGAUCUUAGUAUCCUGUAUUCUAACCGUGCAGCCAGUUAUCUGAAGGAUGGAAAUUGUUGGGAGUGUGUGAAGGACUGUACAGUAUCUCUUGACCUAGUUCCGUUUGGCAUCAAGCCUCUCCUUCGCCGGGCUGCAGCGUAUGAAGCAUUGGAGAGAUACAGAUUAGCCUAUGUGGACUACAAGACGGCCUUACAGAUCGACUGUAACAUACCUGCAGCCCAUGAUGGUACCAGCAGAAUGACGAAGUAUCUGACAGAGGUGGAUGGACUCUCAUGGCGAGAGAAGCUCCCACUUAUUCCCACUGUUCCGAUGGCCGUCAAAGAAAAAUUGUCUCUGGCAACAAGCCAACAAACAAAGCAACACAAUGGCACCAGAGAAAAUGAGAAAUCUGGUUGGUCUGUCCCAGGAGAGGAUUCCGUUAAAAAAGCCCUAACCCUGAAAGAGGAAGGCAAUGCGCAGGUGAAAAAAGGAGAGUACAAGAAAGCCAUAGAGAAAUACACUCAGAGCCUCAAACACAAUUCCUCAGAAAUCACAACCUACACAAAUAGGGCACUUUGCUACCUAUCUGUGAAGAUGUACAAGGAGGCAGUGCAAGAUUGUGGAGAGGCCCUGCGACUCGACUCCGCUAAUAUCAAGGCACUGUACAGACGAGCACAGGCACACAAGGAGCUGAAAGACUACAAAGCUUGCAUUGAAGAUCUAAACAGCUUGCUGAAAGUUGAGCCAAAGAACUCAGCCGGACAGAAUUUACUGCUGGAAGUGCAAAAGAAGAAAUGAGCUUGUGAUUCGGAUGGUUGCCUGUGGAUGUGAACGACCCUACGCUGACCUGGUGUACAUGCCUGAAGUGCCUGUAUUCACUCACAGAAGCAGGUUUUCCAAUCUAUUUCCUGGCCUGUUUAAUUUAAAUCCACUCAAGAUGGAGUAUUGCUUUGACUACUACAGGGGAAGCACAGUCAAUGCAGUGCAUAUUUAGCCUUCAUAUACAUCAUGCAAUCACUGCAUGAAACUGAAAAUAUAGCAUUCAACCAUUGUUUUACAAGGACUAUGCAUGUGUAUGUAUUUCCACUAGCAUAAGCGAUUUUCACGAUCAACUACUGUUGUAGUUGAAGAUAUAGUUCAACCAAAUUACAAAACUACAUUGGUUUUACUUACAGACUUAUUACUCUGUAAGCAUUCUAUGGACGAGGUAGGACAGCAAUCCAUGCAUUGUUUUUGUUUACCUGGUCACUGUUUCAAAUGCUAACUUUUUAGCAUUUAUGGCACAAAAAUAAAUUAAAAAAUGAAUAUUUUAUGGGUAUUUUCAUUGAGUCGAGGAAAGUAACACUAUACCAGAGAAACAGAUGGUUACCGUAUUAUUAGUGAAUUUAAGAGCAUAUUGAAACAUCAUUACCACCUGUAUCACCUAACAUGUUGACAAUUCUAUCAGCAAUGCAUAAUCUUUAAUGUCAUUUUUUUUCACUAAUUAGGAUUCAGGAAACAAAUCAAACUUUCAUCCUCCCUGAUGGGGGCUGAAUUGGAUGAUACCAGUUGUGAAACUAGUUGUUUUCCAUUGUCCAGUUGUUGCUUCAAUUACGGAAUGUUUGAACAUCUUUUUUUGUUAAAUUUAUCUUUGGAAUAUCAAUGCUUUUGCAGUGGUGACACAAGUUAGUGUGGGUGUUUUAGAUUUCAGCAAUGUCAUCUGGGUAUAUUGGUGAUUGCAGCACUUUUUUUAAAUUCUGUGAAAUGUUGGAACGCUUACCUCAUGUUGCAAAAUAAUAAAGAUAUGACUUUAUACACAGUG
This is a messenger RNA of Oncorhynchus gorbuscha (pink salmon), 2170 nucleotides long. It is a transcript of the gene tomm34, whose product is annotated as translocase of outer mitochondrial membrane 34. The transcript is spliced from 8 exons. Bases 244 to 1167 code for a protein of 307 amino acids. Gene Ontology annotation, molecular function: heat shock protein binding. NCBI's taxonomy places the organism in Eukaryota, Metazoa, Chordata, Actinopteri, Salmoniformes, Salmonidae. Gene Ontology annotation, cellular component: cytosol; mitochondrion. The record is from RefSeq and is a predicted model, not a curated record.